GAAUAGAUAGCAAAUGUCAACAAUCUCAUCUCCUUCUUUUGGAAAACCGACACUUGUCAUCGUCUCCUAACGCUUCUAGAGAUUUCUCCCAUAAUUCAUCUCUCCCUCUCUCUGAUCCUUAGCUGGAAGAAUUUGUCACCAAUAGGUCUACACACUUUGAUGGUUCAUUGAAGAAAAAAAUGAGUUCUUUCUGUGGACCCAUCAUUCUACUCAAGCAUUUCUCAUUAUCAGGAUCUUACCACCGCGGCAGCUCUUCAUCGGCAACCUUCCUUAAAGAUUAUGCUACCUGGCAGUUCAAUGCCUUCCUCUGGAUAUCUCUCAUUUCUGUCACUUUCCUUCUGCUCAGGAAACUUUAUAACCUGCUACGUCUAUUGGUUAAGGGCAGUCUAAUCCCUGGUCCAUCCUUCUAUGGACAUUCCAAGUUCAUGUCUGGAGUAAAUCUUACUGAGGUAGUCUCAACGUUGCAUGAUAAAUAUGGAUCGGUUGUGAAGCUGUGGUUAGGACCUACACAGCUUUUGGUCUCCAUAAUAGAUACAGAACUUAUUAAAGAGGUGCUAGUAAAGGCAGAGGAUACAAUUCCUUUAACAGGAAGGGUAUAUCACUUGGCCUUUGAGCGAUCCAGCCUUUUUGUUUCGGCUUUUGGCAAGGUCUAUUCAGAGAUAGUUAAUGUUUGGACAAAUGUGAGGGAACCAAUGCGAAAGAGGAUUUCAAAUGUGCUCUUUAUGUUGGCAACUCUAUAUGAAUCUGGCCGUCUUCUUCCAGCUGGGCCCUUUCUACAAAGAUGUGCUCUUAAACAUGAUAUAAAACUCAAAACGGGAGUGACAAUUCCUGCAGGAGCUAUACUCAUGGUGCCAGUGCAGUUGUUGCAAACUGAUAGCUCCAGUUGGGGAGCUGAUGCUUGUUUGUUUAAUCCUGAUCAUUUUUUUUCUAAGGCUGGAAAACCUUCUCAUCCGAUUAAUAUGACAACAACGUUUCCAGGUCUUACACUUGUCCAUUCCAGUUAGGUGUUUUGUGAUUUUUUUUAUCUGUUAGGAACAAUUUAUUAUCAUUCAUCAAUAAAAAUGUCUUAAUGGGUUUUUUCAUAAAAAAACAAAAAAACACUUGACCAUUCCCAUGUGCUCUUAACCAAAUUCUAUGUCAUGUCGAUAACCAAAUGCCAUGUCAUGCGUCACAUCAUCUUCUGUACAUUUCUACAAGAAAAUAUCCAAGUUUUGUUAGUGGUUUCAUUUGUUUGUUAUUUUUAGGUUAGGACAGAAUGUUUCAUCUUCAAGGAUUCUUCACCAAUAUCAAUAGAUGAUUCAGAUCACUUUAGCAGUAUUUUCUUACUUUUUUGGAGAAGUUAGAUAUUUUUGGGCUCCUUAGAUUCUGACUAUUAUACAAUUCCAACAUUUUGUGAAAUUAACAGUCAUAUAUGCUAACCUGACAGGAAUUUCAGAUGAUGUUGAGAGUGAGUUCUCAUAUACUUUAUAUGACCCAAAUGAAAAUGUGGCAUUUCUACCAUUUGGAUAUGGUACACGAGCCUGUCUUGGUCAGAAAAUAGCCAUCUUUGAAGUUGCUACUUUAUUUGCAUCAUAUGAGGUAAGACUUAUGUUCGGUUUGGAGGAUGACUCAUUGUCAGCCAAGUCCGAUUGUCUUCAUGAGGUUCUUCCCAAUCCAAAGAUAGAUGUUGUGCCGAGGAACAAUUAACCGAAAUAUGUGAGAAAGCAAAAGCUUUCUUUGUGUGUACACUAUAGUAUAUACCUUUACUUUUUUUCUUUUUCUUUUUUAUGACGAGGGUAUCCGGGUUAGCUUGCACACGCCUUGACUAACCCCCAAGGAAGGCUUGUAUAUACCGGUACCUUUUGUCAUGUGGGGAUUGGUUUGGUUUAAGGGUAAUUAGUAGUUUUAGGGUUUUGUUUUUUCGGGUUGAAAUAUGGAGCACAUGAGCUUCCCACACAACAUCUCGAGUUCUUUUCCAUACGCAAUUUGCUUGGUUUUGAAGCGCUUGCUAAUAUUUGCUCGAGCCUUGUGGGUUUUGUACAUGUGGUCUCAUCUUCUGGCUGGUGUACUAUUAAAGAUUUUGCUUUUCCUUUCAAUAAAUAUGAAAUAAUGGAAAAUAAUGUUUUAUGUUG
This is a messenger RNA of Impatiens glandulifera, 2111 nucleotides long. Its product is annotated as secologanin synthase-like. Gene Ontology annotation, molecular function: iron ion binding; heme binding; monooxygenase activity. The record is from RefSeq and is a predicted model, not a curated record. The transcript has 5 exons. Lineage: Eukaryota; Viridiplantae; Streptophyta; Magnoliopsida; Ericales; Balsaminaceae. Bases 180 to 1004 code for a protein of 274 amino acids.